This is a messenger RNA of Suricata suricatta (meerkat), 3343 nucleotides long. RefSeq names its product armadillo repeat containing X-linked 3 (gene ARMCX3). The record is from RefSeq and is a predicted model, not a curated record. Gene Ontology annotation, cellular component: mitochondrion. The transcript is spliced from 4 exons. The coding region runs from base 465 to 1604 and encodes 379 amino acids. Gene Ontology annotation, molecular function: protein binding. Lineage: Eukaryota; Metazoa; Chordata; Mammalia; Carnivora; Herpestidae.
GCUGACGUGUGCAGAAGUCCUUCUUGUUCUGGUCCUUGUUCCCGUCUGAGUACCAGCUCCCCAUUGCCCUGAGGGCCAGCAGGCCUGCGGCAGAGGGAAGGAGGAGGAAAAGAAGGAAAUUGUCCCGGAUUCUUGCAGGGGGUCCAAACCUCUCCUGGAUUGUCAGUCUUUCCGUAGGUUGCGGCACUACACCAGGCAAGAAAAGAGGAAGGAAAUUAACACCAAUCAGUGAAGGUCGAUUUGAAAGUCUGCUGUAGCAGGUGGCACCAUUUGAAGCGAGGGAGGAAGUUUCCUAGGAUCCAGGAUCUGUAGACUACAGGUCCAUCUCCAGUAUCAGCUAUUGUGUCCUUGAAGUGGCUGAAGACAUCACCUUCCACAGCCUUGCACCGAGGCCCAUAGUGCUCCUCUCCCAGCCUGAGUGAAUACUCUGUUCCUUGGUCCCUGCUAUUGUCAGGGACGAUUGCAUGGGCUACGCCAGGAAAGUAGGCUGGGUGACUGCAGGACUGGUGAUUGGGGCUGGAGCCUGCUAUUGCAUUUAUAGACUGACCCGGGGAAGAAAACAGAACAAGGAGAAAAUGGCUGAGGGUGGGUCUGGGGAUGUGGAUGAUGUUGGAGACUGUCCUGGGGCCAGGUACAAUGACUGGUCUGAUGAUGAUGAUGACAACAGUGAAAACAAGGGUAUAGUGUGGUACCCACCUUGGGCCCGGAUUGGGACUGAGGCUGGAACCAGAGCAAGGGCCAGAGCAAGGGCCAGGGCUACUCGGGCUCGUAGGGCUAUUCAGAAACGGGCUUCCCCCAAUUCAGAUGAUACUAUUUUGUCCCCUCAAGAGCUGCAGAAAGUUCUUUGCUUGGUUGAGAUGUCUGAAAAGCCAUAUAUUCUUGAAGCAGCUUUAAUUGCUCUAGGUAACAAUGCUGCUUAUGCAUUUAACAGAGAUAUUAUUCGUGAUCUGGGUGGUCUCCCGAUUGUUGCAAAAAUUCUUAAUACUCGGGAUCCCAUAGUUAAGGAAAAGGCUUUAAUUGUCCUGAAUAAUUUGAGUGUGAAUGCUGAAAAUCAGCGCAGGCUUAAGAUAUACAUGAAUCAAGUGUGUGAUGACACAAUCACUUCUCGCUUGAACUCAUCAGUGCAGCUGGCUGGACUAAGAUUGCUCACAAAUAUGACUGUUACUAACGAGUAUCAGCACAUGCUUGCUAAUUCGAUUUCAGACUUUUUUCGUUUAUUUUCAGCAGGAAAUGAAGAAACCAAAUUUCAGGUUUUGAAACUUUUUUUGAAUUUGGCUGAAAAUCCAGCCAUGACUAGAGAACUGCUCAAGGCCCAAGUACCAUCUUCACUUGGUUCCCUCUUUAAUAAGAAGGAGAACAAAGAGGUUAUUCUUAAACUUCUGGUCAUAUUUGAAAACAUAAAUGACAAUUUUAAAUGGGAAGAAAAUGAACCUGUUCAGAAUCAAUUCAGUGAAGGUUCACUUUUCUGUUUUUUUAAAGAAUUUCAAGCAUGUGCUGAUAAGAUUCUGGGGAUAGAAAGUCACCACGAUUUUUUGGUGAAAGUAAAAGUUGGAAAAUUCAUGGCCAAACUGGCUGAUCAUAUGUUCCCAAAGAGCCAGGAAUAAAUUCUUGAUUUUGUAGGUUAGAAACAACACACAUUGUAAACUAUUCCUUUUCUCCACCUUGUUUAUAUGGUAAAGGAAUCCUUUCAGCUGCCAAUUUUGAGUGAUGAAUAUCGUUGUAUCAUCAAUGCUGAUGUUUAUCUGAGUUGGUCUUCAGGUCUAAGCUGGAUGAAUGACUGGCACUACCUGUUCUGAAAACAUGUUUGUUGCUUUUUAUCUCGCUGCCUAGAUUGAAAUGUUUUUACUAUUUCUUUUGCGUGACAGUGAACUAGUUGGUCAUAAGUAAGCUCCCUCCUGUCAUUUAUAUUAACUUUAUUUGUGUAUCAUCAAUAAAGUUGCGUAUUAAUGCUGAACAAAACAAGAAGAAAGAAACCAUCCUUGUGCUUUGGUUUAUAAUCUAGUUAGAGAGAUAAGAAAUAUACAAACAAAUAGAUAAUAAUAUCUGGACCAUAUACUCAUUGUCAAAUGUGUGCACUCAGAGCACUGAGGAAGCAAAAGUUCCUGUGGGAUACAGUAGUCAGCUACAGAUUCAUGGAGGAAGCAGCUAUUUAAAAUGAGUCCUGAAUGAUGUAGGUAGUUAGGGCAUUCCAAGAGCUAGAGUGAGGGGCCAUUAGGGUGAGAAAGGCAUGGAGGUAGAAACCCUUUUCUUAUGACGUUUAAGAGACCUGUCUACUUAGAGUGAGGAAUGGAAGUAAAUAAAUUUGGAAAGCUGAGGAGCAUCCAGUUUGUGGAGAGCUGUUUGAAUAUUAUCCUACUGAACACCAAGAGCCAUUAAAUAUUUUUGACUAGAAAGAAUAAUUGGAAUUCAUAUAGAGGUUCCUCUCUCACCAACUGUGCAGUGUCUGCGAGGGUGUGGGUAAAUGGACCCUAUCAAAUCUUCAUGGUAGGAAUGAGUUUACACUGAGUUUGCCCAAGACUUGUAGAGGGCCAUUUGGUAAUACAUAUAAGCCUUAAAGUUUGUAAACCUUUUGUCCUAAGGAAAUAACUGAAUAAUUGGCGAAAGGCUAUAUGUACAAGCCUAUUCAUCCCAGCACUGUCCAGACGCAGACGGUAACAAUUGGAAACAACUAAGUGUCUAGCACACCAGAAUGGUUAAAUAAAUUCAGGAAAGGUCACACAAUAUAUAUGAUAAAUAUGUUGAUCCAAAUCAUUCCCAGGAAGAGCUUCAUUCUGCAUUGUUAAAUGAGAAAGGUAGUUUAGAUAGCAGUGUUCGUAGAACGAUUCCUUUUCUUUUUUGAAGAUAAUGAAACAUAUUUUAAAGUAGACAGUAACGAUUAUGCAAUUAUAGACAUCCAAACAGUAACUGACUAUAUUUGAGUGGAAGGAUAAUGAGUGAUCUUUUACCUUUUUAUUUUUUGUUCAUCUAUAUAUUUUUAUUUGUAUAAAAUAUUUUUUUUGCAAAUUUUAGAAAAAGAAAGUGUUGGGAAUGAAGCAGGGGAUUGGAGCAUGUACUGAAUGUAAAAAGAAUUUAUAUUAAAAAUGAGAUGGGUGAAGUUUCCUCUCUGAAAUGAUAGAUGAGUGAUAAAAACGGGGCUCGUCAUGAGGAUUAAGUUAAGUAAUAUGUGCAAAAUACUUCGAAACUUCUGGCACAGAGCAGUUAAGAAAAAUAAACACCUUAAUUCCCUAAAAUGUAGGGUCGAUAGUGUUUUUGGGUGGCCUUUGUUUUGCUGGGGGCAUUCUGCCAUGUGUCAGUGUCAUUUAAUAAAUAAUAACAACAAUAAAAGUUAGAAUUUAUUAAGUGA